UUGAGCUUCCAGAGAAAGUGCCUCAUUUUACAUGAUGGAUGGUGGUUCUGUUGUGCUCCACGUGAGAGAAUUGUUUUUAUGAAGCUUGGUUAAAUAUCACUUUGACGUGUAUUUGUUAAGUUAAAGAAAGGUAGAAAGAGUUCUCUAGAGUUGUUAGAAAUGCAUCUGUACAUGCUUUUUGAGCAUGCCUCGGGUUAUGCCCUGUUCGUUGCUCAAGAAUUUGAAGAAGUGGCUAUGCAACAAUAUCUUGUUGAACAAGGAGUAACAGAGUUUGGUAAAUUUGCUGGGUUGGUGAAGCUUCAUGCAUUCUCACCUUUCAAGUCGGGAACAAACGCAUUAGACAAUAUGAACAAUAUUUCAGAAGGUGUAAUACAUGAAGAUCUUCACCUGUUCCUGGAGACUAAUCUACCAGAGUCACCAAAGAAAAAGAAGAAGGUAAUAUUGGGUGUCGGUGACGUUAAGAUCGGAUCAGCUAUCCAAGAAGCUCUCAGCGUCUCGUGUCAGUCUACAGGAGUGGUUCCUGAAAUUUUAAGAGGUAUUCGGUUGCAUUUCCAUGCCCUAAUCAAAGGCCUUACGCUUGAGGUCGAAGGAAAAGCUCAACUCGGUUUGGGUCACAGCUAUUCAAGGGCAAAAGUAAAGUUCAAUGUAAACAGGGUGGAUAACAUGAUUAUUCAAUCAAUAAGUCUUCUGGACCAACUAGACAAAGACAUCAACACAUUUUGUAUGCGUAUAAGAGAAUGGUAUGGGUACCAUUUUCCAGAGUUAAUCAAAAUUGUUACGGACAAUGUGACAUAUGCUAAAGUCACAAAGUUUAUCAAGAGUCGCCAAGACCUGACUGCUGACUGUCUAGAGGGUCUUGAAGAAAUUACGAUGGAUUCAGCAAAAGCUCAGGCUAUCUAUGAUGCAAGUAAAUCAUCCAUGGGAAUGGACAUAUCACCAAUUGACCUGAUCAACAUUGAGAAUUUCUCUACUCGUGUCAUAGCAUUGGCCGACUACAGGAAGAGUUUACAUACAUACUUGCAAGACAAGAUGCAGAAUGUGGCGCCAAAUCUAGCAGCGCUCAUUGGAGAUCAGGUUGGUGCACGUCUGAUCUCACAUGCUGGUAGUCUGACUAACUUGGCUAAGUAUCCAGCAUCUACCGUCCAGAUCUUGGGAGCAGAAAAGGCACUUUUCAGGGCAUUAAAAACUAGAGGUAACACACCCAAGUAUGGUCUAAUCUUUCAUUCCACUUUCAUUGGACGAGCUGGUGCUAAGAACAAGGGAAGAAUUUCACGUUAUCUUGCAAACAAGUGCUCAAUAGCAUCAAGAAUUGACUGCUUCUCAGAGAUGCCGUCUUCUGUUUUUGGCGAGAAGCUACGAGGCCAAGUGGAAGAACGCUUGUCUUUUUAUGAAACCGGCGAAGCACCAAGAAAAAAUGUUGAUGUCAUGAAGGAAGCUGUCGUUGAGGCGAAAGAGCAGGAAGCCAUCUUGAAGAAGAAACGGAAGAAGGAAAAGAAGAAGAAACGCAAACUUGAAGAAUCGCAGGCCGAGGAAAGCCGAGUAGAUACUACAAUGGAAGAAGAGCCAGAAGAGACACCUAAGAAGAAGAAAAAGAAGGCAGUACAAGUAAAGGUGGAGGAAGAAGUGCUGACCAAUGGAACAUCCGAGAAGAAGAAAAAGAAGAAAAAGUCCAAAGUUGCAGAUGUCAGCAUGGAAGAAGAAGAACCUGUUUCAGAGAAGAAGGAAAAGAAGAAAAAGAAGAAAGUUUCAAUUUAAAAAUGAGUUCAUGCCCAUAUUUGUAUUUUUUAUCAUGGAAGCUGUUUUCACACUGUUUCAAAUAAAAUUGAAACAUGUUUACUCUUAUGGGGUUUCCCCAUUACAGUAGUUGUUUGGGUCCACACCCUUGUCACCAUUUAACACUAGGUAUUAAUUUACCAAUUUGUAUAAAGACCAUAUAUAGGCAUUCAAAUGCUUGGUCAAGAACACAGCCCUCUGUGAAUUGUACCAAGAAUAGGCCUUGAUAGUGGACUACCUUAAUAUUAUAUUACUUUUUAAAAUAAUAUUUGAAAGCAGCAUAAAACAUUUAAUAAAUUAUGUUAGCAGAUUACUGCAUGAUGAAGUGGUAAUAAUACAAUCACUGUUGUUUUGAUAUUUCAUAGAUUUGCUCAAAUCAUCUUCAGGCGUAGAUGAUUUUAGAUGUAAAUAAUAUUGGUAAUGUAGAACUGGAGACGAAGUGGUAUUAAAUUUUCUUGCUUGUCUGAGAUAACUAAGAUCAUUGCAGCAUUUUAUUGAUGAAACAGUUACUGUACCCACUAAUUGUAACACUUCAAUUGAUUCUAUCCUAUUUUACAACAGUUAUGAUUUAUAACAUGCAUAUCAUUGCAUGCUCUUUUGUAUAAACACAAAUUUGAUUUAAACUACAGAAUCCAAUAAUGGGUGUCAUUUAGUUUCACUAAAUCAUGUUGCUUAUAAAUGAAUGUUUAAAAUAUACCGCCAUUUAUCAGUAAUAUAUCCAAUAGUGUAUAUAAUCUGUAUUAAUUUCAAGGACAUCCCAUUUAGCUAGCAGAAUUACAACUGGAAGGUAUUUCAGUAAAGAGAUCCCUGUGAAUUUAUAUCACUGAUCUGUCAGUGUCAUUUAUUCACAAGCUCCACCCCUUGGCAACAGUUAACCAAUCAGAAUAAUUUAAUCAAGCUGUGGAUGUAAUUGUCUGUAUUGCUCAGCCCACGCCAUGGUUGGUUGAGCACCAGGCCAUGCAUAGAGGGAAUUGAUAGCAAUGGUGAUAAAUUGACUGCGAGCUUUCUAUGUAAAGAGGAAUAAUGUGGAAGAUUGUCUGUGUGGUGGAAUUUUAAACACUAAUUGAACAGAAUUGUGUUUGGUUCAUAAGAAUAGGGUAAACACCACCAAUCUUUUGAUCUAUAAAAGCCAAUUUGGUGACCUCUGAUUACACUAGAAGUAUUGAAGGAAGUACAGUAUGGUAAAUCCCUACUUGAGUACUGUAUUCCAGGAAUUCUAACACAUAGCAUUGUUUGUUCAAUAUGUUACAUACUGACUUAACAUUUAUUGUUUGCCUGUAACAUUUUAGAUUUGUCAUUGCUACAUUCAACCUUGUAUAUAAUCAUGGUUACCAUCCACAAGUAAAGUCACUUUCAGGAAAUUGUAUUCUGUCAAAACAAAUGGAUAAUUUUGCUGGAAGUAAAUAAACCAUAAUUAGAAUCAACUUGCUUUGACUUUUUGUUCGUUACCACAAAUUUUUCAAUGCAGGGAUGGUGCCAGCGGGUGGGCUGACUGGGCCUGGGUGGGCCCACUGGGCCUGGGUGGGCCCAUCAGGGAGGGAGCCUGACACAGCAGUCAGAGCGCCAAGUAAAAUUAGUGGGCCUGAAGUGGAUGUGAACUGGGGCCCAUCUGUCUGGGAACAAUAGACCACCUGUCUGGAAAGGAAGCUGAUGCCACCCUUAUUCAAUAUUGUUUGUCAUUAUAGUAUUGUAUGUUGCUUCACUAUGGAGUUUAUAUGAAAAUUUGUAUUAUCAAUUUGACUAAUGCAAGUUAAGAAUGAUUUUUAUUUUUCUUUAACAAUUUUAAUAAUAAUUAUAAUUUUGGACAAGCAUUAAAAUGUUGAGGAAAACUUAUCCAAGUAGAUUAGUUAGCCAAUUGUGCUUUUACCUUUAAUAAAACAUUUUCAAAUGUAAA
This is a messenger RNA of Anneissia japonica, 3667 nucleotides long. RefSeq names its product nucleolar protein 56-like. The coding region runs from base 160 to 1755 and encodes 531 amino acids. Gene Ontology annotation, molecular function: snoRNA binding. Gene Ontology annotation, cellular component: box C/D methylation guide snoRNP complex; small-subunit processome. The transcript is spliced from 10 exons. The record is from RefSeq and is a predicted model, not a curated record. NCBI's taxonomy places the organism in Eukaryota, Metazoa, Echinodermata, Crinoidea, Comatulida, Comatulidae.